This is a messenger RNA of Penicillium arizonense, 1272 nucleotides long. RefSeq names its product RNA-DNA hybrid ribonuclease. Lineage: Eukaryota; Fungi; Ascomycota; Eurotiomycetes; Eurotiales; Aspergillaceae. Gene Ontology annotation, molecular function: nucleic acid binding; RNA-DNA hybrid ribonuclease activity. The record is from RefSeq and is a predicted model, not a curated record. Gene Ontology annotation, biological process: DNA replication, removal of RNA primer. Bases 1 to 1272 code for a protein of 423 amino acids. The transcript is spliced from 2 exons.
AUGAAUGAGACCACUCCUUCCCCGAGUCCCGCACCGGUCCCCAAAGCUUCGCCCGGCUCAAAACCCUCACCCUCACCGACUGCCGGCACAAAACGCAAGAGAAAUACCCCAGCCAAAUACUACGCCGUCAAGGCAGGUCAUAAACCGGGUAUCUACUAUGGGUGGAAUGACUGCCUGGCUCAAAUAACGGGGUUCAAGGGAGCAAUAUGUGAGUGCGCCUUUCGCUGUGGUCGUUCCGGCGCGUCAAUUUGGCAAGUAACUGAGAAUAUCAAUGCUUUAGUCCAAUCAUUUCCCUCACAAGAAGCAGCGAACGCGUUUUUGAACGGUGUCAAGCUUCCGACGAGCGCUUCCUCAGGCGCGGAAACUAGAUUCUACGGGAUCCAACGAGGUCGAGUCCCAGGCGUAUACACGGACUGGACCAAAGCACAAGAACAAAUUCGUGGGUUUGCCCGGCCUCGAUAUCGCAAGUUCUCAACCCGUGAGGAGGCAGAGGACUUUGUGCGGGAAGGACAGAAACCAGUUCCUGCAGUCGGAUUUGGCGUACCGUCUGGCGCUCACGGAAUUGAGACUGAAGCACCAAAAGAUGCCGAAGGGGUCGGGUUUGCACCUGGUGAUGGCCCAUUGCCCCAGGGAGCUGAAGAUGGCUUUGACCCUAAUGUGCUUCUAGAUCCGGCUACUGGCAAAGUGGUGUACAAGACCACAACCCAGAAGGCAGCAACAAAGACACAAUCCACAGGAAUCCCGGGAAUGCUCCGGAUAUACACAGAUGGAAGUUCAUUAAGGAAUGGCACACCGUUAGCAUCGGCCGGAGUAGGGGUAUACUUCGGGCCUGACGAUCAAAGCAGGAAUGUCUCGGAGCCACUCAAAGGCAGCCGUCAAACAAAUCAACGCGCCGAACUGACAGCCAUCCUUCGGGCCAUUGAUAUUGCCCCCCGGCACCGAGAUGUAACUAUAUUCACCGAUAGUCGAUAUGCGAUUGACUGUGUAACGGUGUGGUUUGUCAACUGGCGUCGCAAUAAUUGGAUGACUCGUGAUAAGAAGCCAGUUGAGAACAAAGAUUUGGUUGAGUCAAUUCUUGUGAAGAUUGAGGAACGCAAUGAGCUCAAGGUCAACACCUUGUUUGAAUGGGUCAAGGGCCAUAACAAAGACCCUGGCAAUGAAGAGGCUGAUCGUCUAGCGGUCAAUGGAGCCCACCAGGGCGUGUCUGCCAAGGCAGAGGCGCUUGAGGUUGCCCAAGAUGUGCCUGACGAGGUUUUUGACGAAGACUUUUAA